Molecule: messenger RNA, 11795 nt
Organism: Bacillus rossius redtenbacheri
Lineage: Eukaryota; Metazoa; Arthropoda; Insecta; Phasmatodea; Bacillidae
Product: actin maturation protease
Exons: 4
Coding region: 373-1194 (273 amino acids)
Source: RefSeq, a predicted model, not a curated record
AUAGAAAAAAUUUUCGAAAAAAAAUUAUUUAUAAAUUUAGAAGUAGAACUUUUGCUGUAGAAGGACAUAUGAAGUUAUUGAAAUGAUGUUUUCGUUAUGUAAUACUUUUUUUGUGUCAACAGGGAAGUAAUAGUAAUUAUAUUUAAUUAGCUUGUUAUACGUGUGUUGUUAUUUACUUUUCAAAAUAAAUAACUUAUUGACAGCUGACGCUCGACAAGUAGUUUUAAAUAAAGAACCUUCACAUUAUUGCGUACCUGGAUGCAAUAUGCAAUACUGCAGUCGUAAUGUGAUAUGAGUGUAAUAAGUCAACAAAGUGUUUGAAAAAAGACAUAAUUAAAACGCUUCUGUUUAGGAUGGGCAGUAAUUUUUUAUAUGGUGCACGGCGGUGCGACCCUACCCGCGUUGCGCAGUUGCUGGGCGUGUGCGCAGAUGUCCUCGGAGCGGAGCCCGCCCGCGCCCCCCCUCCCGCCCCUGCUGGCGGGUGAGGUGCCGGCAGCGCUCGCCUCGGUGCUCUCCGCCUGCACGUGUGGCAGCCCGGAGCAGGAGCUGCUGGCGCUGCGAGACCGCCUGUGGCUGCGCGAGGGCACGCCCCAGCCCCCGCACGUGUCCUUCUACCGGUACAUCGAGCCCGUGCUGCAGGACGGACCCAAGUGUGGCCUGGUGGCGCUGAGCAUGGCGUCCUCCUGCACGGCCCACCCGCUGCCCGUGGACCGGCUGCUGCGGGAGGCGCGGCUGCGCGGCUUCACCAACCACGGGGAGAUGUUCAGCGCAGACGACAUGGCGAGCCUGGCGCGCGACCUGCUGCGCCCGUGCCGCGAGGUGGAGGUGCUGCGUCAGGGCCUGGACGACCGGGAGUACGUGGUGCGCUGCGUCUCCCGGGGCGGCGUGCUGCUCGUGCCCUACGACGCUGACGCGAACCACUCGCCGUGCUGCCGGCGCGGCCACAAGGCGCACUGGGCCGUCGUGUCGGGGAUCCUGGUGUCGCAGCGCCGCUGCCACCUGGUGGCGCGGCAGGGCAAGAGCCGGCACCUGGCCGUGUGGCCCUACGAGGACCUGCGCCUCAGCAACCUCAACCUCUUCGAGCUGGACCCCGCGCGCGCCGCCGACGGCCGCUCGUACGUGCUUCCCGCGGGGGGCGUGGCGGCGGGCCUGCGCGGCCGCGCCGUCAUGCUGCACGGCCUGGGGGGCCCGUGAGUUGGCGACCGUGGCUCCCGGGCUGCCUCGAUCCCCCUAGUUCCUACUUCCCUUCCCGACCAGUUGACGUGUCAGCCGUGCUGAAGUGAUAUUCUGCUGCCUUUGCCUGUCGCACGUCCUGACUUGCCACUUACCUCGUCGUGCCGAGUAAAUGGUCAUUAUUUUAAUAUAUUUAUCAUAUUGUUGCUGUUAGUUCAAAAAAGGUCGUAUGUCGAAAAUUUGGAAUUUUUAAAUUUCUCGGCUGUUCGUGUAUUUCGGAAGGCAACCUAUGUUGUGGGGAAAAAAGUCGUUUGUCGAUAGCUGUAAAGUAAGAAGCGUAAUUCUAAGAAUGCUACUCAAAAUUUCACAACAUAAUACGAUAACCCUGACGAAUGAAACAGUUUUUUUUUUGAUCUCCUGGAAAGUGAGACAUUUUCGACAUACGACCUUUUGCAGUAACAGCGACGAUAUAUCUGUUGUUCAUUUGUUUGCAUUCAUCAACUUGUAAUAGAAUAUACAAAACUAUAUACUGAAUUUACUCGAUUCUAAGACACUUUUUAUUAUACUAAUUGGCGUCGUUAUUUCGAUUCUUAGAUGCACCUAGUAUUGAUUUUUUAUUGAUUUUUUUUUUUUUUUUACCGUGGGUUAGGGCUUAACAAUAUUGAUGAUUUCCUAUGUUUGCAGGCAAACUCGUUACAUUGGAGUAAUAAUAAAUAUUUUGCUAGAUAAGAAUUCGGUAUGUGGUACGAGAAACGGUCUGCUGUAACAUUAAAGUUAAAUGUUGAUAAUUACAGGUGCAUCAUGUAAACAAGGCUCAUAUUGAUUUCAAAAAGACUCAGAGCACGUGAAACAUUAAUAAACAACAACCUCCCCUGACUUAAAGCUAACCAGUAGGCCUGUGCGAAGCGUCGCAAAUUUGAAUCAAUUCGAAUCAUAAUUUAAUAUUCGCUUCAAUUCGAAUACAUUUUAAAUAUUCGCAUGUUUAGAAUAAUUCGUAGCCGAAACACUACGUAUCGACUAAUAGCGUGCACGAGUCGACAAUCGAUCCUUACUUUGUGACAAUCGAUAUUGCUUCUUGACACAAUAGUUUCUUUGUUCCUUUGUUCCUUUGAACGGUAAAUAACACUUGCUUGCACUUGCUUUUGUUUUUGAGAACGUGAGAGAGGUCUGCGCUUUUUAAGUUUUUAAAAACCACGAAAAGAUACUGGUAUUUAACGGACCGGAGAUUGUGUCUGAUUUAAACUCAGAAAAUACGCCCAAAAGAAGAAAGAGUGAAGUAUGGCAUUAUUUCACGAAAGGGAAUGACGACGUUGCGAAAUACAACUCCUAUAAUGUGAAACUAAAAACGCUACGAGGUAAAUUACGUUGCGAUGCUAAAUUUGUUUGAAAUAAAAAUUGUGCCACCUAUGUAUGCCUAUUUACUGUCCAAACCGAAAGUUUAUUAAUUAAAAUUUGAUGGAAAUAUACAGUUUUAAUUACUGUAACCUAAAUGUCCCGUUUUAGUUACUCCAUCCAACCUAUUGUAAACAAUGUCAGGAGAAAUUUAAACAUGUGUACAUAGGAUAUAAUUCGCCGAGGUGGACUGGAGUUACAAACCAUUGCCUUUACUAGACAAUUAUUCCAAAAGGAGAAAUAAUGUAUAGGCAAUUUAUUGACUUACAAUUUGAAUGAAUUUAGAGGUUAGGAAAAGGGACGUGUAGGCCUGUAUUUAAAUAAAAAUAGCUGAGACUUUGUGGGGAAGCUGGGUGAAGGUUUGAGACUCAAUGGACUACCCAGACUGUAGUCUGUUAAUGGUAAAGAGCAUUUUUAAACCAAUAUUGGAAUAUCAUUACAACAUUCUUUGUUUUAAUUUCAAUUUGAGUAUUCUUUUAUUUGCUUAGUGAAAAUGGCAGGGAAUUAUGCAAGUCCAUAUUUAUUCUUAACAUCUUAAAGUUUAACUAUCUACCAUGAACAACCUAUGCCUUUAUUAAAAUAAAGGCAUAGGUUGUGUAUUAACAAAAUAUAUAGAAAAUAAUUUUUCUAUAUAUUAUUUAUUUGUUAAUGCAUACACCACACAUGAGUACCUUUAUGUUGUGGUUCGGUUCCAGGUACAUCCUCUACAUUGCAAAAUCACUUGCAAGCUAAACAUGCAGCAUUAUACCAUUGCAUGAUGCAAGAUAAGAAAGAGACCUCAACAGUAAAACGAAAUUCCGAACAAGCUACUAAAACAAGCUUGCGGCAGCCGACCAUUUCACAAGUAUUAAUGAAAUCCACAAAAAUGCCACCAAGUGACCCCAGAGCUCAGUCCAUCACGAAACAAAUUACAAAAAUGUUGGCAACAGAGUUGUUGCCAUACGAUUUCGUAGAAGGUGAAGGUUUCAAAGAACUGAUGGCCAACCGGCACGUAGCACCAACUUACCAAGUACCUUCUCGGACCACAUUUUCCGAACACUGUGUCCCGGCCCUCUACGAAGAAACUAAACAGGCACUUCAGUCAAUGCUUGUUGCAGACCUUCCAUCACUGUCAGCCAUAUCAUUAACAUCAGAUGGCAGGACUUCUCGUUCCAGUGAAAGUUACAUCAGUCUGACGUGCCACUACCUCAGGCCCGACUUUUCCCUGGUUUCAUUUGCCAUGAACAAUAUUGUAGUUCAGGAAUCUCACAGAAGUGUCAACAUUGCUACAGCAAUUAAGUCAGUUUUAUGUGACUGGGGUAUUUCUGUUGAAAAUGCCACUAUACCCAUUUUUUGCAUCACUGACAAUGCUGCAAACUAUAAAUUAGCAUGUUCUUCACUAUUUCAUGAAAUUGCCCGAAAUUGUUUUGCCCAUUCGCUUCAAUUAGCCAUUGAAGAUGCAAAGAAGGAAUGUGCAGGUACACAAACACUCCUUUCCAAAGCAAGAGCUAUUGUUGGUCAUUACCGACGUAGUAGUUCUGCAAGGAAACAACUGCACAAACUUCAAGAACAGAUGAACAUACAAAAACUGGAGGUUAUCCAAAAUGUGGACACACGUUGGAAUUCUGAAUUUGCUAUGCUGAAGCGGCUGAUUCAGGUAAGACCUGCUAUGGUGGCCGAACAUGCAGAUUCAAACAGUACAGAAAUGCUCUCUGUGUCAGAGUGGAAGCAAGCAGAAGGUAUUGUUGAGAUUUUAAAACCACUUGCAGAGGCCACAGAUGAAAUGAGUGGGGAAAAAUAUGCUACAUCCCAAUUUUGCACUGCUUGUUGGCUAACCUUGAGCUGCAUAUUCACCAGAAGAAAGAUGGAGUAACAUUUGCAAGAGUGUUAAUAAAAUUUUUGAAAUCCAGAUUACAAAAUUUUAUUAUGGAGUCAGUGAAUCACAUUUCAAUGUUAAUAGAUUCAAGGUUCAAGGGUGUGUUAAUUUCUGACACAGAAGCACAGGCUACACUGAUUUCUGCACUCAGACUAUUGCCAAAAGUAAAUAAGUUACCUCAAGAUGUACCUACAUCCUCUCAGAGUUCAGCAUCAAGUUUGUGGUGUGUCCUAGACUCUAUUCCUAAUCAAGUGGACAUACAUGAAUCGGAGGAAGUGAGAAGAUACCUCAAAGAACCACGUCUUAACAGGGGUGACGAUUCCCUUCACUGGUGGAAAAUUGAAGGCAGAAACAAAUAUCCUCACCUAGCACAGAUUGCUGUUAAAUACCUGGGUAUUCCUGCAACUCGGGUAUCAUCAGAGAGACUUUUUUCUUCUGCAGGAAAUGUGGUCAGCAGCCGUAGGGAAAGUCUCUUGCCCGAACAUGUGGAACAGCUAGUAUUUUUACGUGCUAAUUUGAAGCAUAAGAAAACUGUGUAGUGUCCUUUAAAAAAAAUAUACUGAAGUGUAUUUUGGCAAUGUAAAACUAUUAGCAGAGUAAUGUAUGGCUAUAAUUUUUAAUAACUAAAGUAUUUUUUUUAAUGGUUAAAUUGCAACUGCAAGGCUACAAGUGAAUUUAUUAUUCUUCCAUUUGAGUGUUAUUUAUUUAUGCUACUUAAAUUUUAUUUUUAAUAUACAAAAAGUAAUGAGGUUUGGUACAUGUGUUUCACUAUAAAUUGCAGUGAAAAAUUAGUAUAUUGAAGUUUUCAGUUGUAUUGUUUAGUUUGGAAGUGAAAAACAUUUUAGAGGAUUAUGUUGGCUUCUUAUAUUAUUCUUGCACUCAAUAUUGCUUAAGAAUCUGUAAUUUCUAUUCAGUAAUUUUUAUAAGAAAAAGCAAUACCUUUACUUUCAGUAGCAAUAUAUGGAUUUGUGAAUAGUCAGUAUAUUGAAUCUAUUACUAAUUUUAAUGAAAUUACCUACCAAUAUGUAACUUGCAUUUUGUUUUCACUUGUUUAACUACAUAUGUGCAGUUAAAAAUUUUUUUAGAGUAACAAAAUUCAUUAUUUAAAAUUACAGCAGAAAAAAAUAUUUACUAUUCGAUUUGGCGUCGCACGAAUAGUAAGUAUUCGCUUCGCACUUCGCUUCGCAUUGAAAAACCGGUAUUCGCACAGGUCUACUAACCAGUUCAGCCAUGCUCUAAACAUGCUAGGUAGUACUGUUGUUAAGUAAACUACUUGAAAUAACUAAAGCACCAAAGAUAAAGUUCACCAGGCUAUUACUAACAACAGGUUACUUAAAUUUAAGUGCAUCGAAUAUUUGUAGGUAAACUUCUUCUUUUCGAGAAAAUUUAGAAUCAAAAGAGGAAUCAAUGGUGUCUUAUAUUUGAGUAAAUACGGAAGUUGCUAGGUGGCUUUCAAUACGUUUUGUUGAAUUUUUCUCUAUUAAUUAUUAAAUGCAUUAGCUGUAUUAGGUCUGGUUCUUUAAUAUCAUAUUCAUGUCCACUACAGAUAGCUGCACUGUUUAGGACAAAGUUUUAACCUUUAAAUACUUUUUUUUUUAACCAGGGCUCUGCAUUUUUGUAGCAGGUGUAAUUAAAGGUGUUCAUUGAUGUAUCAAGACUGUAAAGCUAUGCUGUUCAUAUAUUUUAAUCGGAAUGAAGUUAUCUAACUAAAAGAGUGUGUUCAUUUAUGAGUGGAAGAUGUUAGUGAUGUUUAUAAUUUUUAUUGUUUUCAUGAACACCUUAUUCAAAAGGUAACUUGAUAGUGUAUUUUAUUUUAAAUAUUUUCUGCUUUCUUAUAAGUAAAAACAGUUCUGAAAUCUACAGUAUUUGAAUGAAAUUUUUAAAAUAAUUUUUACAAACCUAGAAAAUCAGGGUGAUAACAUUCUGAAAAGUCAAAGAAAAUGGGGCAAAUCUAUGGAAGAUGGAAUUGGUGACGGAACAUAAGGGUAUUUACUUGAAAUCCUGGAAAAGUCAUGGAAAUCCCCCCAGUUAUAGUAGGUAUUUUGAGGGGAAAAUAUCAUGAUCCAGUCUGCUAUUACUCUGGUGGUGGUUUAAUGCAUAUAUAAAAUGCUAUUUAAUGCAAUAUAAAAAUAGCAUAAGCAAGGUUCUGUUUAAACUAGGCCAGCUAUUGGGUUGGUGGUAGCUGGAUUUGCUUUAUUUCUUUCAUAAAAUUGAAAGAUAGGUAAGUUAUUGAAACAAACAGUUAGGGAAUUUUUUAAGUUGGGCAUGGAAAUUCUAGAAAAAGUCAAGAAAAUUUUAUUUAGAUUUGCCUAGACACCCUGAUGAUUCUAGGUUUUUUUUAAAUUGUUUUUAAGACAGUACAAAAUAUAUUUUUUUGUUUAUUUUUUAUUAAACAAUGCAAACUAUUUAAAGUUUUACUGCUUCAUAGUGGAGUUACAGUUAUUUACACGUUUCUUGCUUUGCCUGACAACUAAACUUAUUGUGUGAAUUCUUUUAGUUAUUCUUUAUCAGUUUGUUAUUACGUAUUUCUUUAUGAAAAAAUAAAUUUUAGUUGUGUUUUUGUAAUCAUAUAAUAAGUUUAGCAUAGAUAACAAAGAGUUAUAUGUGUUAGUACAGAAGGCCUCUCGAUAUGUAGAGAUGUUUAGUUUUUUGAAUUCAGGCAGCUUCAUUUUGGGGUUACAUAUACGUUAUAGUAACUUGAGUGAAAUAGUGAAUUACCUUUUCAGGGCUGAUAAUUAGAUCCUGUAAGAAUAUGUGAUAAUAAUGAUUAUUAUAAUGUAUAUAGAUAUCUUAAAUCAAAUUUUUAUAUGAAAUAAAAUAAAUUAUUUUAAUUUUUAUGUGUAAAAUACAUUUUGGUACAUACUUGUUACUGGUAAUAGCUUUUUCGCUCAUUCUUAAAAUAUAUAAUAUUUAAUAGAGCUGUGUCAAUACGAAUCAGUAGAAGCUGAUUUUGUUGCUAUUUAGUUGCAUCGCCAAUUCUGUCGAUUCACUAUAUACUUGUUAAUUUUCGGCCAAUAUUAUUGAAAAAUGAAAGUGCCGGUCAUAACCUAAAAAUCUCCCAGAACCCUUUACACUUUUUGUACUACUACAUAAUUAAAACUCGCAUCAUUUCCUAGCUAUGUAAGCCGGUCAUACAUAUCAAACUUAAACAUCCUAUGUUUUGAUAAUGUUCUUGAAUCUAAUACAUCGUAAAUAAAUAUAUCACUAGCACGGUAAAGAUAGAUAAGAACAAAAACUUGCUUUAUUGAGAGCACGGCUACCACUGCAAACAGAAAAUACCAACUGCUUGCACUGCAAAGAAAUGUUCGUAAUAUUGUGACAGAGACAUUUUUAAAAUUAACUUAAUGUAAAGUUUUUAAAAUUUAAUAAAUAAAAAACCAAAUAACAUAGAACUUCAAGUAAUGUAAAUUACUUUUACUGUUCUGUUUCCCGUGCAAAGUGACCACAUGAAAUGCAUUUCCGUAUCAAUGUUUAGUACCAUAAAUUUUUGCCGCCUCACACGUGAAUUUGGUAUUGGAAUUCCUGUUCUUUAAUUAAAAACAGGUACAAAGUCUUGCAAUUUAGCAUUUUAAAAUUCCUUUUUUUAAUUUUGUAUUUCAUAGUUACCUGUUAUUAAAUUUUCCAGCCUCCAUUAAUAAAUUUAUGUUUCAUUAGCAAUUAACGGGUCAUCAGCAAACAAAUGAAAAAAGUUAAAAAUACGAGUUUAAAAAAAAACAAGUUAUGUUACGUUUAUAAACUAAAAUACAUGUGCAUUAUACAUGAGUUAUAUUGUAUUAGUAUUUAGAAAAUUUAUAAAAAAUAUUUUUAACCAAACUGUUUUCUCCUGUAUUGGUUCGGAAUCUGUGAAUCGGCAACAGUUGUAUCGGUGUAUCGGAAAAAUUUUGUUUCGGUAUAGCUGUACUAUUUAAUUGUACACUAGUUUAUCAUUCACUGAAUUUUAGUUUUAAAAUUUGUUGAAUUGGCCAUUUAUUUUGGUCUUUUUUUAAUGUUGUUUACUUGCAUUUCUGAAAGGAAAAAAAAAAACAGUAACAAGUGAAUAGUAAUUAUAUUGUUUUAUUUAAACAAUUAAGAUAUUGCAUAUCUGUAACUUUUUGUUUUAUGUAUUUUUAUGUUGUACUUAAUUUAUUCUUUGUUAAAAAGAUGGUAAUGUAAGGAUAACAGCUGUGUGGUGUGUAAAUGUGCUGUAGAGGGUUUGAAAUAGUUCAAGUCUUUACAGGAAACAAUUUUACAGAGUCGUAAUAUAUUUUUGCACAAAAAGAAAGUGCGUACUGUAGAGCUUUUCUGGAAGACUACUUUCAGGACGUUUUGUCUCUCGUAAACAUUAUAUUUAAGGCCUCCAGAAAUGUAAAUAAUGGCGUGUACACAUCCUGUAACUUAAAAAAUUUAAAUGUAAUCUUAAUGAAAUUGUCCAGGGUUCCUUAAAUGUGCUGUGUCACACACAUGUUAUCAUUGGAGUCACUGCUCGGUGUGUGGACACACUGGGACACUUGAUGUACUGACCAGCGUCCCUCUAAGAUCUUCCUUACCUUGGUGCCAAAUAAAGGGCCUUGCCACAUGGGCGCUGUCGCAUCUGUGCGACAUGUCUCUCCUUGUUGGCCAACCAGUCUUCAGUAGCAGCCUACCAUGUUCGCUGGUGUGGUGAUGGUUCUGGUUCACGUGAUACUGCAUAGAGUGCAGCACACAGGGUAGAUUGCUACAGAUGUUCAUCUUGGCUUUAGUCGAGAGCUUGAUACAAAAUACAGAUCAAUGGAAAUAUGUAUUAACAAAAUGUUGAUACUUUUUUUUUUUAAUGAGCUAAGAGUUUAAUGUAUAUUUGUUAAAGUGUUAUUUUCAUGCCUACACAAGUUAUAAUUUUUAUUUAAAUUUUUAGGUUUUUCCAUUUCAGAAAAAUUGUGUCCAAGACAAAAUGGUAACCUACAUUUAAAAUCUUGUUUAGAAUUUUUUUUUGCACUUUUUUUUUUUUUUUUUACUCAUUAUGCUAUUAUUAUCAUUCUCAUUUUUUCGUGACGUCAGAUGCUGUCUGACCUUGAAAGUUGACGUUUGCCAGCUCUGGUCAGACAGAUCCGCUCCAUGCCACCGUACCAUCACCGCCUGAUGUCACCUGUCACAUGAACCAAUCAAAUCCGCAUCUGCACCUCCAGCUCCGACACAUCAGCCAGACACGACGGCGCGAUUGUGGCAUGUCCGUAACAAUACAGUGAACCUCAUUACAAAGUACCUCUCUUUAUAAAGUAUAUAUUUUCAAUCCCUACAAGAGGUACUGAGUACCAAAACCAUGGGUUUUUUCCAGGUAUGUUCAUGGCCCCAUAAAAAUUUUUACACACUACAUCUCUUGUACAUGCAAUGUGAAUUUUAUAAUUGUGCAUGCAUGUUUAGGUAGGUCCACCCACAUACAGUAGAUUUCACUAACCUGGCAAAUAUAUCAGAUUGGGUGACCGAAAUAACCAGAUAGUUCAUUUCUUAUUUCAAUGCGACAUAGCAAGAAAAUAAGUGGAACUUAAAGAAUGAACAUAGAUACUUUUCUGAAGUAUUUUUUCAUACUGUAUUCUGUAAUUUUAUGAAGAUUGAAACACAAAACCCAUUUUAUAUGUAAUGGUACAAGAUAAAAGGAAAAAUUAUACUUGUUAAAUAAUCCAUUAGAGUAAAAUAAUUGUCAACGGUUCUGUUUCUUAAAUUUAAAAAAUGUUGUACAAUUUUGUAUGUUAGUAGCAAUCACUUCUCUAUUAUUUGUAGUUUCUUGGAAAUCAAAGAUGCCUUUAGUUGGAAUUUCUCACCGUUAUUUUCCACUAAUAUUUUUAUGUAUUAAAUAAAUACUGUCUCAUUUCAAGUUUUCAUGGUAUGUAUAGUCUUUGUAAGAUACACUCUUUAAAAUUAUUUAUUAGAUGAAUGUUAUCCAAGUAUGUAAUUGCAUGUGUAAUGAAAAAUUUGAAAAACUAACAUUUUUAAUAAUUAUAUUGCAUACUUGUUUGUGGGCAGUUUAAAAAGUGAGAUUAUGAAUUCUUGUUUAGGUAUUUGCAUGUUACUUGGGCUAUAUUUCCUUUUCUACUGUCAGCCGCUUAGAUCACUGACAAAUGUUCCUUUCCACAUAUCCCAAGGCAGCUGAUAGGUAGCUGUGGAAUGAUUUGACAUCUGGGAUGGAGGCUAUGUUUUCUGUUGGUAAAAUGGCAGGAACAGGAACUUCAUGACACAUCUGAAAUAUUGUUUAUAUGUAUCAGCAUUUGUUAUGAUAUAACUUGCUCAUGUAGCUCAUGCAACAAUAAGGUAAACCCUUUGUAAAGUACUCAUGAAUAUAAAUCCUGAAACUUAUUUUUUUGUUUUUAAAUAUUAACUGGUUCGCAAACCUGUGUAAUUUUAAAAUUAUGUAAUGUUACUGUAUAGGAGCGAGUGAUAAUUAUUUUGAGUCCGUUGUUUGGUGUAAACUGUUAUUUUAAAGCAUAUUUAUCGUGUGCUUGGAAGUAGUUGGCGGCACGGCCAUUAUUUCUACUGCCGAUGGUGCAGACACAUUUCACAACUGAGCUCACCAACCGGCGAGUGACGUUAUUGCCCAGAAGCCUGUGAGCUGUCAGUUGGAAAGGAGGCGUGGCCUUGAAGAAUAGUCGUAUGGAUGGUUGAAAUGUAAUAGUGUGUUGUUUUUCAUGGCUGAGACAUGCAUAGUAAAAACUCCUUAACCACAUAUUUUAAAAAAUGUAUAAAAUUAUAAGAUUAUAACCCAUGCUCUGCGUAUUACAUUAAUGAAAAUUAUCAUUGUGCAGAGAUGUGCCAUUUGUGGUUCCCUCUUUUCUCUCCUUAUAACGUACUUUUGUCUAUCUUUUUAUUUAAAGUUUUAAUGUACCUGUGUUUUUUAUUUAUAAAAUAUUUCAAGUAUGGUAAUGUGGAAAUAAUUUUGUAAAAAUAUUUCUCAUACAUAGUGUGAAAGGUAAGAGAACAAUGCAAAACAAGACUUUUAAAACAAUAAGAGCUGUGUAAAGUUCAGUUAUGCAAUAGGUAUCUUUAAAAAAAAAAUGUGAUAGUUGCAUUACAACAGUCCCUAUAGUAUACUAACAUUUGGUAGUUGCCCUUGAAAAAAUGCUUCAAGUCCAAUUUUGUAUUUUUCAUAUUGCAUGAAUUAGCAAGACUAUUUUGUGAAAUAAAAGUGUACGUGUUAUGCACCAACAUGGCAUAAUGAUUAUAAUUAACUGUUCUGCUUGCCACUAUAAAAGUGCAGUGGGCAGUUUGUGCUGCAAAUGAUUUUGCAAACUGAUUCUGACUUCAGUAUCUCUGCUGUUACCAAAGUGUAUGCUGUGCGCUUGUGUGAAAGUCUGUAUGGUGUUGAAAACUAUUUUUUUGUCAGUUGGUAUAUUUUAUGCAUUAAACAAGUUACAAAUUUUUUACCUUA